Pimephales promelas (fathead minnow) is the source of this 1453-nucleotide messenger RNA. It is a transcript of the gene sgpp2, whose product is annotated as sphingosine-1-phosphate phosphatase 2. The record is from RefSeq and is a predicted model, not a curated record. Gene Ontology annotation, cellular component: endoplasmic reticulum membrane. Gene Ontology annotation, molecular function: sphingosine-1-phosphate phosphatase activity. NCBI's taxonomy places the organism in Eukaryota, Metazoa, Chordata, Actinopteri, Cypriniformes, Leuciscidae. Gene Ontology annotation, biological process: sphingosine metabolic process.
UCACCUGCAGCUGUAAAACACACCUGUGAACGCGCUCUGGGCCGGUGCGGAAGCCAGAGCUCAAACAUGUGGGGGGUCAUCUCGUAUCUGAACAGCCCCGAGCUGGUGGUCAGCUUCCAGCGGUGCUGCGGCCUGGUCCUGAGAGAGAGAGACGCGUUUAUCACUCAAAACAAACGCGUGAACGCCAAUGGAUCCGCUCCGGUCACGAGCCAGCGGCGCGGAGCGGAACAGGUGUCGAACGGGACGUCGCGCGCGCACGACAGAAACUACAACUAUAAAUCCGCCAGUUCACAGUGUGAACACAAAGACCGUCCCAGGCCUCAGUACGAGGUGAAGAACUGGCUGUUCUACUUCCUGUUUGUGACGUCGGCCACUCUGGGUCAUGAAGUGUUUUACAUCACCUUUCUGCCCAGCAUCCACUGGAACCUCGACCCCUUCCUGUGCAGAAGACUCGUCAAUGUGUGGGCUGUGGUGAUGUAUAUCGGGCAGGUGAUGAAGGAUAUUUUAAAGCUGCCCCGUCCUCCGUCUCCCCCUGUGGUUAAACUGGAGACUCGUGUGGACGCAGAGUACGGCUUGCCCUCCACACACGCCAUGGCAGCAACAGCCAUCUCAUUCACACUGCUCCUCAGCGCUCACGAGAGAGUAAAGUUCCCGUUUGAGCUGGGGUUGAUCGCGGCCGUGCUUCUGUCUGCACUGGUGUGUCUCAGUCGUCUUUACACCGGCAUGCACUCGGUCCUGGAUGUGAUUUGUGGCGUUGUAAUUUCAGCCGUCAUUAUGGCCGUGUCGUACCCGUUCUGGGGAACCGUCGACAUCCUGCAGCUCCACAGCCCCGCCUCCCCCAUCGUGGCACUGGCACUGCCCCUCUUCCUAUCCUACAAGUACCCAGAGCUAGACCAUUACACCACCACACGCGGGGACACCACCAUUAUCUUAGCAUGCAGUGCGGGAUGUUCGGUCGGAUACUGGGUGAAUGAGCGUUUGGGCUUGACCUUUGACCUAGCCGGGCCUUUUCCAGUGACUCUGCCACCCCUGACGCUUGCAGCCGUGGGCCUCGGUGUGGCACGGUUCCUGGUGGGGUUAGCGAUGCUGGUCCUGACCCGGCAGACGGUGCGCUGGGCGAGCCUGCGAGUGCUCUGCCGGAUUUACGGAGCGUCUGUGAGCGACGUCGACGCGCGCAGGAGGAGAGAGAUCGAAGUGCCGUAUAAGUUCAGCACGUAUGUCGCGAUCGGACUGGUCAACAGUAUUAUGGUGAACAGAGUGUUUGUGAUGAUGGGACUAUGGGAUUUGGGAAAUUCUGUGUAAUUACUCGGCGUUUACAGGCAAGUUUGAACCAAAUCAUAAAUUCUCUGUCGAGCUGAGAAUCUCAAGUCGUUUAGGUUCUGACAAAAUGUUAAUUGCUGCAGUCUAUUUUUAAUUUUAAUGAGUGAGUGAUUCAAUUGCUGUGUCCGAAAUC